Molecule: messenger RNA, 1032 nt
Organism: Pieris macdunnoughi
Lineage: Eukaryota; Metazoa; Arthropoda; Insecta; Lepidoptera; Pieridae
Source: the annotation of a GenBank genome assembly
AUGUCGAUUGUCGUGUCAUUUCGACCAAUGCAGGCGUAUUAUAUCUUGUCUAUGCGUAUUGCUGAAUGCGUGAUCAUAGACGAACAGAAGAUGACCACAGACUGGAAAUGCGACAGUGACGUUUGUCUCAUCAGCAAUGACGUUAUCUUCGGUGUCAACCAGCCCGGUAUGACAUGGCGCGCGUCAAACUAUUCGCAGUUCUUCGGAAAGAAGUUGAAGGAGGGAUUAAUUUAUAAAUUAGGUACAUUCCCUCUAAGCCGUGAAACGAAGCGAAUGGGAGCAAUUCGAUACGACAAGAACAUUCCCUACCCUCAGAACUUCGAUGCUCGCAGACGUUGGCCGAACUUCAUCUCCCCUGUGGUGGACCAGGGCUGGUGUGGAUCUGACUGGGCUGUGUCAAUUGCUGGUGUUGCUUCUGACAGAUUCGCAAUCCAAUCAAAUGGAGCGGAAGCCCUGGCGCUCAGUCCGCAAACUCUUCUUUCGUGCAACAUCCGUCAGCAACAAGGCUGCAGAGGAGGACAUAUUGAUGUCGCCUGGAACUUCGCUAGAGGGCACGGGUUGGUAGACGAGCGCUGUUUCCCCUACAAAGCAUCCGUUGUACGUUGCCCAUUCAAGCCAAGAGGUAAUCUCAUAGACGAUGGCUGUAGACCUCCAGUGAAGCAGAGGACCUCAAGAUACAAGGUCGGACCUCCCGGCAGGUUGAGCAAGGAAGAGGAUAUUAUGUAUGAUAUCAUGGAGUCAGGUCCAGUACAGGCUGUGAUGACGGUGUACCAAGAUUUCUUCCACUACCGUGAUGGUAUCUAUCGACGAAGCAGACAUGGCGACAAUCGUAUGAAUGGUCUUCACAGUGUGAGGAUUAUUGGAUGGGGUGAGGAGAGAGGCGACAAAUAUUGGACGGUAGCCAACAGUUGGGGCACGGAAUGGGGUGAGAACGGCUACUUCCGCAUCGCCAGAGGAGUGGACGAAUCUGAUAUCGAAUCAUUCGUCGUUACCGUGCUGAGUGACGUCACGGAAGCCAACCAGAAGAAAUAA